Molecule: messenger RNA, 378 nt
Organism: Salvia hispanica
Lineage: Eukaryota; Viridiplantae; Streptophyta; Magnoliopsida; Lamiales; Lamiaceae
Source: RefSeq, a predicted model, not a curated record
AUGGCAGAGGCAUUUCUUCAACUCGUUCUUGAUAAUCUGAGCUCUCUUAUCAAGGAGGAGAUCGGACUGAUCUUGGACAUCGAUGAUGAGAUGAAGAAGCUCUGCAGCACUCUCACCACCAUCCAAGCUGUGUUGGAGGAUGCCGAAGACAAGCAAAUCGAGAGCAAGCCAAUUCGAAACUGGCUGCAGAAGCUCACCGCUCUUGCUUAUGAGAUUGAUGACAUUUUGGAUGAGUGCAACACUCAUGUCUCCAAACUCAACCACUCUCAUUCAAAACUCAGUCGCUACAGCCUCAAGAAAAUUUUGUAUCGCCACAACAUCGCAAGGAGGAUGAAGCAAGUCAACGAGAAAGUGGAGGCCAGUUGCGGCAGAGCGUGA